This is a messenger RNA of Dujonia railenensis, 1305 nucleotides long. Lineage: Eukaryota; Fungi; Ascomycota; Pichiomycetes; Serinales; Debaryomycetaceae. The record is from the annotation of a GenBank genome assembly.
AUGAGACUUAGUUCAUUGAUCGUCCCCCUUCUCGCCUCAGGCACUGCUUUGGCAAAGGAUGAAGAUUACUACACUCAAGUGUAUCGAUUGACCGCCCAUAGUGCCAAUGAUUACAAGCCCUUCGCAAAGGCUACCAAUGAAGAAGCAAUUCUAUACUUUGCCGAGUUGUUUGGCGUCUCAGACUAUUAUAAGAUCGGAGAAAAUGACGAAUCUAGCGAAUUCCUUGCAGAACAAUUCAAUUCGUACGAUGCUGUAGACACUGAUAAGUCCAAGUUGAUUGCUAUUGUUCACGGACUUGCUCAGCCAGUAAACGACUUCUCUGGCUUAAGUCCACAAUUCGGCAUUUCAAAUAAUGAUGACGAUAACGAAAAGUUGGUCCAUCAUCUCUUCCACAAGUUCCCAAAGCAGUUCUCCGCCUUGAAUAAGGAUGAAGUUGAGGUUGUUACUUUAACUAAUGAGAUGAAGUUUAUUUCUUCAAUCUCUGAAGCUAACGACGAUGGUUCAGACCUUAUUAACCACUUCAAGUUCUUCAAUGCCAAAUUGGUGAGCAUUUGGAGAACAUUCAAGUCUCAAUUUGCCUAUGGAAGACAACAAGUUGAGGGUGAUGAAGUUCGCAACCCAUCAACCUUGAAUUUGAUUAACGAUAAGAUGUUCAUCAAUGAAUUGUCCCAAUUAGUUCAUUUAAGGAAGACUAAAUUGUCUCAAGGGCAAGAUGAAACUUUAGUGUUGAACUUGAAGUCAUUAUUAUCAUUAGGGAACAAGAUCAGUAUGGAUUCCCACACAUUCCAAUUCUCGACUAAAGUACUCGUUGAUUACUUGGUUGAAUUAAGUGAAGUUUAUGAUGUUAGUGUGAUUGCCAUUGCAAACCCAAAACAAUUACCUUCUUACGCUAAGGAUGAAUUAAACAAGAGAUCUAGAGAAUUGGAUUCAGUUUUCGCAGAAGCCAAAUAUGGUAAGAGAUCCAAUUCUGGAUCAUCCUCUGGUUCUGUUUGCUACUCUUCUGAAGCAGAUUGCCAAGGGUCUACCUCAGACUGUAGCUCCCACGGUGUCUGCACUAAACUCUCCUCAUCCUGUUGGUCAUGUGUCUGUGCCCCUACUUUCAACAAAGAGAAGGGUAAAACAACUAGAUGGACCGGCUUCGACUGCCACAAGAAGGAAAUAUCAUCAGAAGCUAAUUUAUUGUUCUGGACUGGGUUAUCCUUAGUCGUAUUGAUUGUCGGAGGGGUUAAGUUGUUGUAUUCCAUCGGGUUAGAGCCAUUACCAGGUGUGUUAGACGCUGCCACAACCGCCAAGAAAGCUACGUAG